This is a messenger RNA of Rosa chinensis, 875 nucleotides long. RefSeq lists its product as uncharacterized. Bases 170 to 826 code for a protein of 218 amino acids. The record is from RefSeq and is a predicted model, not a curated record. The transcript is spliced from 3 exons. NCBI's taxonomy places the organism in Eukaryota, Viridiplantae, Streptophyta, Magnoliopsida, Rosales, Rosaceae.
UUAAACUCAAAAGCUGUUUUCUGGUUGCCCAGUUCUCAAUGAAUUAUCUCUAAUCAAUUGCAAUUGGGCGAAACUCAAGUGUGUGACUAUUUCUGCUUCCAAUCUUUUGAGCUUGAUCAUAUAUGAAACUGGUGGUCAGUUGCAGCUUUUCGGACGUUGUUGUCAGAUUAUGGUAAAUGGAGUCGGUCUCAAAUAUUUUCAGUACAAGGGCGGGUUCCUAAAUGAUUAUUACUUUUAUAACUCAUCGGUAGAUAAGGCUGAGAUUCUUAUUCCUACUUCGAGAUUGAGACAUGUGAGUUACCGGUUGUAUAAGCUGCUUCGGGAGUUCUCUAGUAUGAAAAUUUUUACUACCUCUUCUUCAUCCUUUAAGGUGGUUCAGACUAAUGCAUCAGAACUUCUCGCCCAGAUGCCCUUGUUUAGUAAUCUAGCCACUUUGAUAUUUGAAGAAAAGGAAGUAAAUAUUGGUUGUAAGGGACUACUGAGGAUGUUCCAAAACUGUCCUUCUCUCCAAACUCUAGUAUGCAGUGAGGGCAUUACGCUGUCCUCCGAUGAUGCAGAAGAUGAUGGGGUGUUAGAGCCACUGCCUCCUUGUUUCUUGAAAAGUCUUAAAAAGAUUGAAGUUCAUGCGUUUCUUGGAAACCAGGAAGAGCUUGAUGCAUUAAAGGUUCUGUUAAAGAAUGCAAUGGUCUUGGAGAAGCUGAUUAUAACUUGCUCCGAUUCUUUUCAAGGCAGACCGGAGAAGUUGAGGGAUGUUAACAAUCAGUUAGCAGAUUUACCUAGAGGCUCAUCCAAAUGCUGUGAAGUUAUUUGUUCGUUGAGCCCUUGAGUUUUUACCAUAUAUGCAUAGACUUUAAAUUGCUUUGGCAGGCUUUCCU